Molecule: messenger RNA, 1352 nt
Organism: Boeremia exigua
Lineage: Eukaryota; Fungi; Ascomycota; Dothideomycetes; Pleosporales; Didymellaceae
Exons: 1
Coding region: 293-997 (234 amino acids)
Source: RefSeq, a predicted model, not a curated record
CGCUGACUGGUAAGGUCUAUUGACCUUGCGGAACAAAGCACGGUGUACGACGCUUAGACGUGCGACUUCCUGCGCGGGGGCUACCAAGACCAGCCACCAGCCACCAGCAAACACUUGGAACGCGCACACUCGCAGGCAUGAACGAGGCGCGAAUCCGGAAAAACUGGCCGUGCGAUGCGUCGCAUGUCAUGUGGCGAAACAACUGGCGGCGAGCGCUUCAAUGGGGCAUGGGCGUCACUUGCGACAAAUUUGUCAAGUUCACAAGGUCUCCGGAUGGUGUUGAGUUCGCGCGAUGCCAACGCGUCCGUGCGGCCCGAGGUCUGGGUGGAGCUUUAUGCAAGGUCUUGUCCGGAUCGGGCAGCAGCGCUCGAAAAAACAGGAAGUUGUUGACGCUUUGUUGUUUAGCGACGCGUUGGACUCGCGGGGGACCUUGCCUGGUGUGUUUAUGAAAUCGACCAACCGGCCAUUGUCGCGCGCACAACGGUGCGCUCAAGGGAUGCCGUCUGAGACUGUGCGACAGCAAGCAGAAAGAUGGGGCACAAGCAAGGCUGUCAGCACUGUGACGCCGGCAAUGAUGCAGGCUGUGGCUGAUGUGGAGCCCGGCCCGUUGCAAGAUGCCUGUCCGAACAGUCACUUUGGCGCGCUUGGAAGAGCCGAAGUGUCAGCGGUUGGGGUUUCCAUGGAAAUGAUUGUUGAGCACGACCACAUCGACACGGCUGCCGCCGAUGCAUGUUUGCCCCAGGCCAAGCAACAGCUUCCCGCCGUCGCAAGAAGGAUGCUGUCUGCGCGCUCUGUGCCGGCGUGCGUCACUUGGCGCGUGGGCUGGUGGAAUGCACAGCCAACCGUGUCCCCCCUAGUGCGACUGAGUGUUGCGGCAGUGCGGCACGGGCACGGUGGCCAUUCCUUUGAAACGGCUUCUGCACGAGAGGGCGAGGGAACAGCCAUUGCAGGCCUCAAGGCAGCGCGGCAGCGUAACUGCGUGCAGGUGCGAAUUUGAGCAACAGAUAGAUUAGCCGUGGGUAGCAAUUUCCUCAAACUCGGAGGAAGGAAGCUGGCACGUCCGAGCGUAUCUCUCCAUAUGGGAAACUCCAAUGAGUGGUGAAUUGGAGCUAGUGCAACCUAGUCUGUGCCGCGUAUCAUUUAAGACUGCCUCGCUCGCCGGCACACCCGCCUCCCAGCAACCGCCUUUCUCAUCAGAAACCAGCCCGCACCACAGUAAGUCGCCUUUCUCCACAUUGUAUGCCUCGGACGCGUGUGCACUCGACGCAUUGCGCUGGCAGUGUGCCUUUCCACCGCGCGGCCUCUCUCCGCUGCUGAUCAUUGUUGAUCUCCCGCUGACCUCGCUCGCUCGC